This is a messenger RNA of Penicillium verrucosum, 432 nucleotides long. RefSeq lists its product as uncharacterized. Lineage: Eukaryota; Fungi; Ascomycota; Eurotiomycetes; Eurotiales; Aspergillaceae. The transcript is spliced from 4 exons. The record is from RefSeq and is a predicted model, not a curated record. The coding region runs from base 1 to 432 and encodes 143 amino acids.
AUGAAGUCCAUUUCACUUAUUAUCGCAGCUCUUGCUGUUGGUGCUUUCGCCGACCUGCACACUCAAGGUGUUUGCAUCGAUACCCCUGCCAAAGAAGUGGCGGUAUACAAUAAAGCCGCGACUGAAAAGGCAUGCGCUGCCUAUAAGAGCCGAAACACUGGUAGCAAUCAAUGGGAUACAUGCCCCGAUUGCACACUUCUGAACGAGAAGGACCUCCUAUACUAUUGCGAGUCCAAGGGAAAGCACAUCGGAGGUGAUGAGCUAAACUAUUACUGCACCGAAAACGGUGCCGGAGACAGUGUUGCUUGCUGGUGCUGCGCUUUUGGGCCCAUGCUAUAUGUGUGCACUUUUUGGUAUCCCGUUGACACUGCUCCAUAUGCUGUUUUUAGUAAUGUAGCUCCUGCUAAUCUGGCUCCGAGUAAAUGCUGUUGA